AUCUUUUUUAAGUGGGAGAACUUGCACAAUUGGUGGCUGACUAAAUACUUUUUUGCCCAACUGUAUGUACCUAUUCCAUUAAUAAACAAUCAGCCGUUUCCAGCUACAAUAGUAAUUUAAAACAUUAAGAAUGUCUACAUUGUAUUGUAUUUCUGAUCAAUUUUAAAUGGACAAAUGUGCUUUUCUUUAAAAAACAAGAACAUUUCUAAUUGACCCCAAAUGUUUGAACGGUAGUGUACAUAUGAAAUGGGUAAAACAGUUUAAACAUUAAAGUGACCAGUGACUAAAGUUCAGGGCAAGGUACUGGGCAGAGGCCGGCUCGUGGUGACUGUGUAACAGUCUGAUGGCCUUGAGAUUGAAGCUGUUUUUCAUUCUCUAGUUCCCAGCUUUGAUGCACCUGUACUGUCUCCUCCUUCUAGAUGGUAGCAGGGUGAACAGGCCGUGGCUCGGGUGGCUGAGGUCCUUGAUGAUUUUCUUGGUCUUCUUGUGACACCAGGUGCUGUAGAUGUCCUGGAGGGCAGACAUUGUACCCUGCGGUUGCAGAGGGGGAAGUUCCUGUACCAGGUGGUGAUACAGCCUGACAGGAUGCUCUCAAUGGGGCAUCUGCAAAAGUGUGGGUCUUAGAGGCCAAGACAAAUGUUUUCAGCCUCCUGAGGUUGAAGAGGCGCUGUUGCACUUUCUUCACUACACUGUCUGUGUAGUUGGACCAUUUAAGAUUGCCACUGAUGUGUACUGCAAGGAACUUGAAGCUUUUCACCUUCUCCUCUGCGACCCCAUAGAUGUGGAUGGGGUGUGCUCCCUCUGCUCUCUGCUGAAGUACACGAUCAGCUCCUUCGGCAAGCGGUACCGGAGCACCAACUCUAGGUCCACGAGGCUUCUAAACAGCUUCUACCCCAAGCCAUAAGAAUCCUGAACAUCUAAUCAAAUGGCUACCCAGACUAUUUGCAUUCCCACUCCCCUCUAUUUUAUGCUGCUGCUCGUCUCUGUUUAUUAGCUAUGCAUAGUCACUUUAAGAACUCUACCUACAUGUACAUAUGAUCUCUUAUUUACUGCUGCUCUUUAAUAUUUUAUACUUUUAUUUGUUAUUUUGUAGGCAUCUUUCUUAACUGCAUUUUUGGUUAACGGCUUGUAAGUAAGCAUUUAACUGUAAGCUUUAAUCUGCUCACUGUAGGCUCUCAUUAUUGUUGGUAAUCAGGCCUACCACUGUUGUGUCUUCUGCAAAUUUGGAUAUUGAGUUGGAGUUGUGCGUGGCCGCGCAGUCAUGGUUGAGCACACCCCCCUGGCGGGCCCCCGUGUUAAGGAUCAGCAUAGUGGAGGUGUUGUUUUCUACCUUCGCCACCUGGGAGCGGACCAUCAGGAAGUCCAGGACCCAGAAGCAAAGGGUGGGGCUCAGACCCAGGGCCCUGCGCUUGGAGGGUGAUAUGGUGUUGAAUGCUGAGCUGUAGUCAAUGAACAACAUUCCUACAUAAGUAUUCCUCUUGUCCAGAUGGGAUAGGGCAGUGCGAUGGCGAUUGUGUCAUCCGUGGAUCUAUUAGGGUGGUAUGCAAAUUGCAGUAGGUCUAGAGCAGGGGGGGGGGCAGUUCCAGUCCUCGAGGGCCUGAUUGGUGUCAGCUUUUCCCCAGCCCCAGUUUACACACCUUAAUCCAAUAAUCACCUAAUCAUGAUCUUCAGUUUAGAAUGAAAUUAUAUUAAUCAGCUGUGUUUGCUAGGGAUGGAGAUAAAGUGUGACACCAAUCAGGCCCUCAAGGACUGGAGUUGCCCACCCCUGGUCUAGGGUGUCAGGUAAGUUGGAAGUGAUGUGAUCCUUAACUAACCUCUCAAAGCACUUCAUAGUGGCAGAAGGGGGUGAUAGUCAUUUAGUUCAGUUACUUCUGCUUUCUUGGGUACAAGAACAAUGGUGGACAACUUGAAGCAUGAGGGAACAGCGGACUGGGAUAGAGAAAGAUUGAAUAUGUCUUUAAACACUCCAGCCACCUGGUCUGCACAUGCUCUGAGGGGGCUAGAGAUGCCCCGACACCAUGUUCAUUCAUCUCCUAUUCACACUGCAAUGUACAAAUGCUAUAACUUUCAUAAUAACAUCAUCAACCCCCUACUCAAAGAAGUCACUCUCUGGACAUGUUUCAUUCAGGGUAGGGGGUAGGUGUGUGUGGGCCGGAAUCAAAGGGUUUCGACUUAUUGUUCGUGUCUGAAAAGGAGCUAAUGGUCGGCCAUCGCUACUCAAGGACUAAAACCCGCGGGGUGCCCCCGGGCCAAGUCGUACAAUGACACCCCCACUCCUCCCGCGGCGCGUCUUCCUGCCACAAUCUGAAGCAAACGACUCGCUAUGGGGGUGCGUAUCUGUAUCGGUGCGACGGCCAUCCACUCUUUUCAAUACACCCAUCAAGGCUAGUAUAAAUUCGACUGGAUGCUUUUAGUUGUUUUAGUAAUUUCCUCUGCGUUGUCCUGAUUUUACAUGGGCAAAAAUUGGUUUCUGUAUGUAAAAUUGAGCGUAAAGUUGUCACUUCAGAAAAGUUCAACCAUUAUGUGCAUCAUUCGUUGAGUUGUCUAUUUUGAAAUGUCAUAAGACUGCUUUUAAUUUCUAGACUUACUGACCCUUUCACAUGUAUUUCUGAAACAGGAGUCCUUCUCAGUUUACCAGCCUUUACCAAAUAAAAGACAUUUAGUGUAAGAGGCUAUGUAGUCACAUAACGUGGACGCUAUGUCACAAUGUGUUUGAAGUAAAUAAUUAAACAAAAAGGCUGGCGUGCAUAUUCUCAGUUUACUGAUAUCCAUCCAGGCUACAGCGCCAUCAUAUUAUAGGCAUUGUCUCUCGGCCAAAAGGAUGGUCCAAACAUUGAAAUAUGACAAAAUGAACCUUAUUCUUUAUUGGUUAACUUCACUAAUGAAUGUGGGUCACAUGAGGCCAAUGUGUUUUGUGUAUAAGUCUAAACCUCAAUGGAAAUGCAUUGAGUCGGUUAUAAUUUCCAUUUCACAAAUUGAAAGAUUUUUCCCACAAAGUUUUUUUUUUUUACAUUUUAAAUUCUAACAAUUAGCCAGAAAAUUCAGCAAGCGAGAAUAUGGGUCUAUGCUAUUUAAAUGUUGAUCGAAUGGGAUCUCACUUACGCGAUAAUUUUUGCCCAAAAUUGGCUUUUUAGGCUAUGAAAAAUAAUCUUUAUAGAGCCUAUUGUUUUAUAGUGUAAUAUAAAAUGGAUAUAAGUUGAGCAUGAUCAGCAAGGUUUCCCAAAUGCUGUUACAUUAAAUGUUAUUGUUGAUUUGAACACAAUUCUGCGUAUAUUUUCUUGGCCUAUAGGCCAACAUUUUAUAAUGAGUGAUAGUCAAAAAGUAAUUCUGGUCUGUAUUUAAAUACAUCUGCUUGCAUGUCGGCUAUCCCAAAUCACUUUUAAAAUCGAUGAAAGCUAGUUAAAGUAAAUGAUUUAAACAAUGUCCACACAACGCUACAUGCAUAUUAGAUACUUUGCCUACCUCACUGAAUAUGUAUUUACUACUACGACAUGUAGGCUAAAUAUAUAUUAAAUGGAUCAACAUUGAAGUCGUGAAUUAACUUUUUACUAGAUAAUUUCCUUUAAUUGUUCACAGGAUUUGUGCAUACACACCUGAGCUUGUUAUUUAAAUUUUCAGGAAGACGAAUAUUUAGUAUCAAUUUUUUUCAGUCAAGUUUUCAAUGGGAAAGCACGCGCACCAGCUUACCUGUUAUCUCACGGUCAGUGUUAUCGGGGAUCUUUGGGACGUCCCUACACUAAACUUUAACCCCUACCCUUAACCUAACCUUAAACACAACCCUUACCUAACCAUUUACAUUUCAACUUCAGUGGGGGGUAUGGACGUCCCAAUGAUCCCGGAUAGCAUAGACCGUUAUCUCGCCGUGAAGGGAAAAAAAUCAAGGUCGUUCGCAAAUUCACAAUCAGCUGUGUUUGUCUCUCUCGGCCAAUGGGAGGCGAGGCAAUUAACAUCCCAACACCGAUUGAUUAAAAAACUGUGGAGCUGGGGUGUUGUGAGACGGCCAUUUGAAGGUGAAGUAGGUGGUGAACUCGAGACACAAUGGACUACAGUUGAUGGGUAUCUCGCACACAGGCUUCUAUUUCUGUACAGGUUUGUUUCCACACAGCGUGAAGAGAAACUUUCGGGAUUGAUUUUCACCCUUUAAGGAAUUGCUCAAAGAACGCUGGCUUUUGGACAUUUUCUUGCCACCCUCAAGUGUUCAGGACAGGCCGUUCAGAAACGAUGUUCUAUCUUGCGUAAUGGGUAUAUAGACGGUAUAGUCUGCAAGCGUGUCAUUGACUAUAACCAAGUGCCUGAACCACAUUGUCUGAGAAUCAAAUCAAGUAGAAUGUCGGAGCGAUCUCAGAGCCCUCUUUCGGAUUGCAACAGCCGGCCGGAUGACUUCAGCCGACCCAUGUACGCCCAGGCCUUGAGUCAAGAAGCGUUUGGAGGCACGUCGCUCCAGAUCCCUCACGGCGUUCUACAGCACCACAGUCUUCUAUUCAACAAGACUGCAUACAAUGGGUUGCCUCCAACACCUCAAACCUUUUUCCAAUUCCCACCAGUCGGUGGUGACUAUAGGGCCUCCGAUUUACAAACCGGUGACUUUUGCCAACCCAAACACUGGUAUCCCAUCGCCGCUCCCGAAUACACCGGCCAAGUACCGAGGGUUGCAGUGACUACGCAGGCCACAAACCUGAGCCCACCCAUUGCCGAAGCCGGGGAACAAAUCAAAAUGCCUGAUAUAAAGAUUGAGAAGGAUGUCAAUGACGAGUAUGAGGUAAAGAUUCAACAGUAUCCAACUCCGUCGUCCGCUGUGGCUCACGGGGUUUACUACUCGAGCCCAUGGAACCCCUCGUUUUGGCCCGGCCUUCCCCACAUCACUGCUGAGAGUUCCAAUAUUCAAAACCUCAACUCCAUACCCUCAACAUCGUCUUCAACAUCCCCAUCGCUCUCGCCGUCACCCCCCAGCAAUGGGUUACCCGGGAUCACGUUCAACGGGAGCGCAAGCCAAGGUGCCCAAGCGCCCCAGGCACAAACCCAAAGCAAUGGAUCCUCCAGCGCCAGCGGUGGGUGCAGCGACUCGGAGGAAGAGGAGAACCCUUCAACUGAGGAGCUGGAACAGUUCGCCAAGGAGCUGAAGCACACGCGCAUAACACUGGGUUUCACACAAGCAGAUGUGGGAAUGGCUCUAGGCAACCUUUAUGGCAAGAUGUUCAGCCAGACUACAAUCUGUCGUUUCGAAGCCCUCCAACUCAGCUUCAAGAAUAUGUGCAAGCUGAAGCCCCUGCUUCGGAGAUGGCUGAAUGAGGCUGAGACCUCUGACAACCCCCAGGACAUGUACAAGAUCGAGCGGGUGUUUGUGGACACCAGGAAGAGGAAGCGGCGGACCAGUCUGGAGGGUUCGGUGCGCACGGCUCUAGAGUCCUACUUUGUCAAGUGCCCCAAGCCCAACACCCAGGAGAUCACACACAUUGCAGACGACCUGUGUCUGGAGAGAGAUGUGGUGCGUGUGUGGUUCUGUAACCGCAGACAGAAGGGCAAGCGCCUGGCCCUCCCUUUCGACGAGGAGUGUGAAGAACAGUACUACGAGCAGAGUCCACCUCCCCCGCACAUGACCCAAUCCCCCCUCCCUGGGCAGGGGUACCACCUAUCCAGCCACACCGGGGCCCCCACAUUCUACAUGCCCCCCCAGAGGCCAGAAGUCUUUAAGCAGGCCCUGCACCCUGGACUGGUGGGUCACCUGACCAGCUAAAUGUGUUCCAGUUCUCUAAACCAGCUCUGGCCAUAUGGCCUCCCAUUCCCACCCAACAUACAGUGGGGAGAACCACAAGUCUUUGAUACACUGCCUAUUUUACAGGCUUUCCUACUUACAAAGCAUGUAGAGGCCUGCCAUUUUUAUCAUAGGUACACUUCAACUGUGAGAGACGGGAUCAAAAUCCAGAGAAUCACAUUGUAUGAUUUUUAAGUAAUUCAUUUGCAUUUUAUUGUGUGACAUAAGUAUUUGAUAUCAGAAAAGUAGAACUUAAUAUUUGGUACAGAAACAUUUGUUUGCAAUUACAGAGAUCAUACAUUUCCUGUAGUUCUUGACCAGGUUUGUGCACACUGCAGUAGGGAUUUUGGCCCACUCCUCCAUACAGACCUUCUCCAGAUCCUUCAGGUUUCGGGGCUGUCGCUGGGCAAUACGGACUUUCAGCUCCCUCCAAAGAUGUUCUAUUGGGUUCAGGUCUGUAGACUGGCUAGGCCGCUCCAGGACCUUGAGUUGCUUCUUACGGAGCCACUCCUUAGUUGCCCUGGCUGUGUGUUUCGGGUCGUUGUCAUGUUGGAAGACCCAGCCACGACCCAUCUUCAAUGCUCUUACUGAGGGAAGGCCGAGGGUGAUUGACCGUCAUCUUGAACUUCUUCCAUUUUCUAAUGAUUGCGCCAACAGUUGUUGCCUUCUCACCGAGCUGCUUGCCUAUUGUCCUGUAGCCCAUCCCAGCCGUGUGCAGGUCUACAAUUUUAUCCCUGAUGUCCUUACACAGCUCCCUGGUCUUGGCCAUUGUGGAGCGGUUGGAGUCUGUUUGAUUGAGUGUGUGGACAGGUGUCUUUUUUAUACAGGUAAUGAGUUCAAACGGGUGCAGUUAAUACAGGUAAUGAGUUCAAACGGGUGCAGUUAAUACAGGUAAUGAGUUCAAACGGGUGCAGUUAAUACAGGUAAUGAGUGGAGAACAGGAGGGCUUCUUAAAGAGAAACUAACAGGUCUGAGAGCCGGAAUUCUUACUGGUUGGUAGGUGAUGCAAAUUAAUUACGUAAAUCAUACAAUGUGAAUUUCUGGAUUUCUGUUUUAAAUUUCGUCUCUCACAGUUGAAGUGUACCUAUGAUAAAAAUACAGACCUCUACCUCUUGUAAGUAGCAAAACCUGCCGAUUUCGCAGGUUAUCAAAUACUUGUUCUCCCCACUAGCUAUUUUCUACCUCUCCAUUGCACCAGUCCCUUGGCUCUGAAUAUCUGCGGUGAGAUUGUUUUUGCACAAAGUUGUCUGACCUUUUUUUGAUAUUUUAGAAAUGAGAUUUUUCCCCCUUUAUCUUGAAUAUCCUUGUCUUGUUGCAGUUCGUCCAGAGGCUAUCUAUUAGGUCUUACAUACAAUUUCUUUAAAUAUUCUUUGCAGUCUUGUCCAGAAGGUAUACUCUCAUAGUGGAAGUAUGAUACAAAUACAUUUUUUGAUUUGUCUUAAAUCUUGCUAUGUUUGUUAUCCAUGUCUGUCUUGCAUAUGUUGACUAACUGUUUUUAAUCUAAUGGUAGCCAUUGCGGUAAAGGGAUUAACCAAAGUGGUACUUAUGUUAACAUGAUCAGGGACCUGUAUUGUUAAUGGUUGUCACUGUUGCAGAGCUGAUUACAUCACCACUCUUAUACAAAGACUUGAUCAAAACAAAUCUGAAAUGGCCAUCCAGCGCAGGCACAAUCUAGUGCCUUGUUGUGUAGUUGAAGUCUUUUCAUCUUCUAUGUGACUCAAAUCUCUUGGCUAAAGAUUUUAUACAAUCCCAUGUUUAUAAAUAAAAGCAUAUUUGAUAAUUUUA
This is a messenger RNA of Oncorhynchus masou masou (cherry salmon), 7537 nucleotides long. RefSeq names its product POU domain, class 5, transcription factor 1-like. Gene Ontology annotation, biological process: regulation of transcription by RNA polymerase II. Gene Ontology annotation, molecular function: RNA polymerase II cis-regulatory region sequence-specific DNA binding; DNA-binding transcription factor activity, RNA polymerase II-specific. The record is from RefSeq and is a predicted model, not a curated record. Lineage: Eukaryota; Metazoa; Chordata; Actinopteri; Salmoniformes; Salmonidae.